AUGUUCUUUAUAUCACGUCUCAUUCUUGGAUUUGCCACGGCAUUUGCGGUACAGGCAGCCCCUAUCUUGAUAUCUGAACUGUCAUAUCCCACCGUUGAGCAUCUUGGAGCGGUUAUUGCAGCCUGGACCACCUACGGCACAUUUCGCUUGAAUUCCACGUGGUCGUGGAGAAUCCCUUCUGUUCUCCAGGCUGCCACUCCCCAGCUGCAGCUUUGCCUCGUUAGGUUAGUACCCGAAUCGCCCAGAUGGUUAGUGUCCAAGUGCCGAGUUGCAGAGGCGCGCAAGACGCUCGUCAAAUAUUAUGGCGACGGAGACGAGUUGUCAGCCCUUGUCACUUUUGAAAUCAAGGAGGUUGAGGAAAGUAUUUGGAUCGAGAGGCACACAAACUCCGAGGCCUUGUACGUCGACCUUGUCCGGACGCCCGCCAACCGCAAACGCACCUUCAUUGCGCUGGUCUCGGCUGGUUUGAAACGUGGAGUGGCGUUGCAGUGA
Exophiala spinifera is the source of this 492-nucleotide messenger RNA. RefSeq lists its product as uncharacterized. NCBI's taxonomy places the organism in Eukaryota, Fungi, Ascomycota, Eurotiomycetes, Chaetothyriales, Herpotrichiellaceae. Gene Ontology annotation, biological process: carbohydrate transport; transmembrane transport. Gene Ontology annotation, cellular component: membrane. The coding region runs from base 1 to 492 and encodes 163 amino acids. The record is from RefSeq and is a predicted model, not a curated record. Gene Ontology annotation, molecular function: carbohydrate:proton symporter activity. The transcript is spliced from 3 exons.